UAAAGGAAAGAGGCACGUGGCUGUCAGCCAGAUUAACAGCGCUUGUCACGUGACGUGGAGGUUGGAAAAGAAAAGCGCGCUUCAGUUUGGUGUGGUAAAAUACGUUAAAGAAAAUGGCAAACGUGAUCAGGAGGAGUCUACUGUUAACGGACGAGCAACGAGAGGAAUUGGCAGAUAAUUUUAACACGCUUGAUAAAGAUGGAAAUGGAUUUUUGGACAUGAGCGAACUCAAGCAGGCUCUGGAGAUAGUAGGCUUCAAGAUCCCACAAUGGAAAGUUCGACAGAUGAUUGAUGACCUUGAAAGAGGACAAGUGGGGGAUAAAAAAGGAAGGUUAUCCUUUGAAGAAUUUCAACAGGUUUGUAUGGAUAUAAAGUCCAGAGAUGUUGCCAAUACUUUUAAAUCGAUGGUAACAAAGAGAGAAAAUGUCGAAACACUUGGUGGUAUGUCGGAAGCAUCCAGCGAAGGAACUACACAUUCUGUCAGACACGAAGAACAAGUUGCCUUCUCCGAUUGGAUAAAUAGUAACUUAAAAAACGACCAAGAUUUGAAGCAUCUCCUGCCCAUUGACAUCGAAGGUAAAUUACUCUACGACAAAGUAAAAGAUGGAAUUUUACUAUGCAAAAUUAUCAACCAUUCCUGCCCAGAUACGAUCGACGAGCGUGCAAUCAACAAGAAGAAUCUGACAGUUUAUACUAAACACGAAAACUUAACACUGGCUCUAAAUUCCUCUCAGGCUAUUGGAUGCAAUAUUAUCAAUAUAGAUGCGCACGACCUGUUGAAAGGAAAACCUCACCUAGUGUUGGGUCUCAUCUGGCAAAUCAUACGACAAAGAGACAUGCUGACUCGUGCAGAGACAAUGUUACAACAGGCAGAAAAGAUUGGAUGCAGAAGUUUCCUGACACCAAAUGAUGUCGUUGAAGGUGUCUAUAAAUUAAAUUUAGCCUUUGUUGCCAAUCUGUUCAACAAUCAUCCUGGCCUCGAUCAGCCUGACGAACCAAUUGAAUUUAUCAACUUGGAGGAAACCAGAGAAGAGAAAACUUACAGAAACUGGAUGAAUAGUAUGGGAGUGAGCCCAUAUGUUAAUUGGUUGUAUAGUGAUUUAGCUGAUGGACUAGUUAUAUUUCAGCUGUAUGAUAUCAUUAAACCUGGAAUUGUAGAUUGGAACAAGGUCCAUAAAUCAUUUAACAGGUUAAAAGCUUUUAUGGAAAAAUUAGAAAACUGUAAUUACACGGUUGAGCUCGGCAAGCAGUUGAAGUUCUCUCUGGUAGGCAUUGCGGGUCAGGAUAUCUCCGAGGGUAAUCCCACUCUCACACUAGCACUUGUGUGGCAGUUGAUGAGAGCUUACACGCUGAACAUACUCACCCAACUUGCCAACACAGGACAUCCUCUUGUGGAGAGAGAAAUUGUAGACUGGGUGAACAACAAGAUUAAAAGUGCUGGGAAAAAUUCCUUUAUCAAAAGUUUCCAAGAUCCAAUAAUAGCCACUGCCCAUCCCGUUAUCGAUUUAAUUGAUGCCAUUAAACCUGAUUCUAUUAAUUACAGCCAAGUUAAAUCGGGUGAUACUGAAGAGGAAAGAAUGGACAAUGCAAAAUAUGCAAUAUCCAUGGCACGUAAAGCUGGUGCCCGCAUCUAUGCCUUGCCAGAGGACAUCACAGAAGUGAAACCGAAAAUGGUCAUGACUGUCUUUGCGUGUCUCAUGGCUCGUGAUUACCUACCCAACAUGGGAGAGAAGAAUGGAACUUCUUCGAGUCCAGUCCGAGAAUAGAGUAGCAUUUUUUUUUUUGUUUUUUUUAAAUUAAUCUUGCCACUAGAUCCGUAAAGAGUUUGAAAUUUUGCCACAUCAGAGAUAGAAUUGGAGAAGCCCAGUAUAUUCAUUAUCAUGUAAAUUUUUAGAUUUAAAGUAAUCGGGAUAAGAGAAAUGUGUGGUAGAACAAGAUAAUCAUACGGUUCUUCUAAUUUUAGCUACAUAGUACUUCUGUUUGAUAUGUAAAGAAGCAUUCAUCAUAUUCUUAAAUUAUGGAAGAUUAUAUAUAUAUAUAACUUGGCAGAUUGAUUAAUCAAAAGAGAGAAAGUAGGAAUUAACAUGGCAUUAAAAUUUGAGAACUCUGAAAUUGCAAAUUUAUCGGAAUUUACAGUUAUGAAGUUUGAUAUGUUAAGAUUAUAUUUUGAUUUUAGGCAAUCUUCAAAUAUUCUGAACUCAACCGGGCUCAAAAUUUUAACAUUUGGGAUAUUUCAAAGUUUGUAUUCUGAAAAGGUUUCGUAUAUGAUUUUAUUAACUCUACUGUUAAAUAUAUAACAUUAAUUCUUAUAUUUCUCUCUUAUGUUGUCGUAAGUAUCGUGCAAUGAGUUCAAAGUCAUCCAUGAAGUACUAUAAUUUUGAAAAAAAUCAAACCAGAGUUUUAAAUAAUGCGUGUUUUAAAAUCACGAAUGGGACUAGAGUGCCUCACGCUUUUUUGGGGAACAAAGAAUUUUAACGUCCACAGUGCCAGUUUUUUUAAUCACUAAACUUUAACUCUCGGAGAUCAAUAUUCUUUAUCAGUGUAUAGUUUUGAUAUCAUUUAUCAACAUUAUAUAUUGAUAUAUGUCAAUAUUAUAGUUUGUCAUAUAUUGAUGAUGUUUUAUUUAAUAUUAUAUUCAUAUAAAUAUACACUCUCUUCCACUUUUUUGUGGUUAUCAUUUAGUACAAAAACACUUUGAGAGAGAAUUUUUUAAUGGCUUUGAAUUAAUACUUUUUAUACAUUAGUUUUCACCAAUUUUCUGAUAUGGAUAUUUGAUACAUAGCAAAGAAUUCUGUACCAUAGAACCUAUUUCUCUCAUUCCAUCAUAAAAUGCCAACAUUCCUUUAUAUUAUAUGCUAAAUCCAUGUCAAUACUUUGUCUGGAAAUAAAAGAAAAAUUAUUUCUA
Molecule: messenger RNA, 2905 nt
Organism: Centruroides sculpturatus (bark scorpion)
Lineage: Eukaryota; Metazoa; Arthropoda; Arachnida; Scorpiones; Buthidae
Gene: Fim
Product: plastin-2-like
Exons: 11
Coding region: 114-1766 (550 amino acids)
Biological process (GO): actin filament network formation; actin filament bundle assembly
Cellular component (GO): cytoplasm; actin filament; actin filament bundle
Molecular function (GO): actin filament binding; calcium ion binding
Source: RefSeq, a predicted model, not a curated record